Molecule: messenger RNA, 923 nt
Organism: Thermothelomyces thermophilus ATCC 42464
Lineage: Eukaryota; Fungi; Ascomycota; Sordariomycetes; Sordariales; Chaetomiaceae
Exons: 3
Coding region: 49-465 (138 amino acids)
Biological process (GO): cytoplasmic translation; ribosomal large subunit biogenesis
Cellular component (GO): cytosolic large ribosomal subunit
Molecular function (GO): RNA binding; structural constituent of ribosome
Source: RefSeq, a predicted model, not a curated record
GGCGAUCAACAGUCAAGUCCUUGUCCCCCGUCGGCACAAUCCAUCACAAUGGCCAAGGUCCGCGCAAACGUUUCGUCCUCGAGGCGCAAGUCUCGCAAGGCGCACUUCACCGCGCCUUCGAGCGUCCGCCGCAACAUCAUGAGCGCCCCUCUCAGCAAGGAGCUCCGUGAGAAGUACAACGUCCGGAGCAUCCCCAUCCGCAAGGAUGACGAGGUCCAGAUUGUCCGCGGCAUCAACAAGGACAAGGAGGGCAAGGUCACCUCGGUCUACCGUCUCAAAUACGUCAUCCACGUCGAGCGUGUCACCCGGGAGAAGGCCACCGGCCAGAGCGUGCCCGUCGGCAUCCAUCCCAGCAAUGUCGUUAUCACCAAGCUCAAGCUCGACAAGGACCGUGAGAAUAUCCUGGCCCGCAUCAAGGCCGGCCGUGAGCAGGCUGCCAAGUCCAAGGGCAAGAGCAAGGCUUAAAUAGCCUCAGCCCGCCUUGGAGGGAUGAUGAAAAUUUGACGACAAAAAGGAACAACUCGGUUCUGUUGCGACGAAGAGAAAUACCCGAACACUCGUCGUCGAGGGUUUAUCCGGUCGAGACUGGCGUCUAUGCGGAUUCUUGUUUCGGUUGCAUACGUUGGGCGCUGUUAACCACGACAGCAUGGGGGUGGACCCCAAAAGCUAGAUCAGAGUCGACGAAUCGAGACAUUGUUCUCAAUGGCCAUUUCACAAUGCUCGUCGCGUCGCGCGCACUGUGAAAUGCUCCAUGGGAGGUUUUUCCCGAAGCCCAUGCCUCUCAAAGAUCACAGAGGCCUUAGACCGUCGUUGACUUUGGUGACCAUGUGUAUUAAAAGUACUGACAUUCGCAGGCAUAUCGGUACCGCACGCCUUGUAAGCAUUUGGUCGUUAGCGAUGACCUGGCAGCGUGGCGGGGACUG